AUGAUUGCUGACGGCGCAAUCAAGCCCCUUAGGCCCUACAAGGUCCCUACUAGAGAAGAGAAAAAUGACCCUAGGUACUGCCGUUACCAUCAAUUUGUAGGGCAUCCAACCACUGCCUGUCAGAGCUUAAGGAGAACCUUACAUGGUAAAAUAAACGAAGGAGUUCUUGAGCUUCCCUCUAGGAAGCAAACUAUUGAUGAGGACCCUUUACCAAAGCGAAGGGGGAAGGAGGUAGCUGCUAUCAUAACAUGUUCUGACGAUCUGCUUGAUGACGAUGAACUAUGUCACCCAUGGAAGAACGACCCAAAGCCACCUAAGGCUAUCUGGGAGCCUUGCGGAAACAUGGAGAAAGCUUACUGGCGAAAAUAUUCGGAACCUUCGAGCUAUAAUACGCCAUGGCCACUUGCUGAUGGAUGGGACGACUGUGCAGACAAUGAAGUGUUUAUGUUGGACAUGCCGGAAGAACGAUGCCUAGGAACCUCCUCUGGGCAGUAG
This is a messenger RNA of Prunus armeniaca (apricot), 495 nucleotides long. The record is from the annotation of a GenBank genome assembly. NCBI's taxonomy places the organism in Eukaryota, Viridiplantae, Streptophyta, Magnoliopsida, Rosales, Rosaceae.